Molecule: messenger RNA, 4905 nt
Organism: Penicillium angulare
Lineage: Eukaryota; Fungi; Ascomycota; Eurotiomycetes; Eurotiales; Aspergillaceae
Product: kinesin-3 motor protein uncA
Exons: 2
Coding region: 1-4905 (1634 amino acids)
Biological process (GO): cytoskeleton-dependent intracellular transport; microtubule-based movement
Cellular component (GO): kinesin complex; microtubule
Molecular function (GO): microtubule motor activity; ATP binding; microtubule binding
Source: RefSeq, a predicted model, not a curated record
AUGGCUCCAGGCGGCGGAGGUAAUAUUAAGGUGGUGGUGCGAGUACGACCUUUCAACAGUCGAGAAAUCGAUCGCGGUGCAAAAUGUAUUGUACGAAUGAAAGACACCCAGACGGUGAUCACACCACCGCCGGGCAUGGAGGACAAAUCCUCGCGCAAGGGUGGUAAGGCUGGCGGCGAAGGACCCAAGACCUUCGCAUUCGAUCGUUCAUACUGGUCCUUUGAUAAGAAUUCCUCCAACUAUGCUGGACAGGACAAUCUUUUCGAUGACUUGGGUGAACCGCUUCUGGACAAUGCUUUUGGAGGGUACAACAAUUGUAUUUUCGCCUAUGGUCAAACCGGCUCUGGAAAGUCAUACUCGAUGAUGGGAUAUGGAAAGGAAUAUGGUGUCAUCCCCCGAAUUUGCCAGUCAAUGUUCGAACGCAUCACCCAGAUUCAACAAGAUAAACUCCUCAACUGUACGGUGGAGGUUUCCUACCUCGAAAUUUAUAACGAGCGCGUGCGCGACUUGCUCAACCCAUCCAAUAAAGGCAAUUUGAAAGUCCGCGAGCAUCCAUCGACGGGUCCAUACGUGGAGGAUCUGGCCAAGCUCGUGGUGCGUUCGUUUGAAGAGAUUGAAAAUUUGAUGGACGAAGGAAACAAGGCACGAACGGUGGCUGCGACAAACAUGAACGAGACAUCGAGUCGAUCACACGCUGUUUUCACGUUGACUCUCUCCCAAAAACGACAUGAUGCUGAGACCUCCAUGGACACGGAAAAGGUGUCAAAGAUUAGUCUGGUUGAUUUGGCAGGUUCAGAGCGAGCCAACUCGACCGGAGCCACGGGUGCCCGUCUGAAAGAAGGUGCUGAAAUUAAUCGCUCGCUAUCCACGCUGGGACGUGUCAUCGCGGCCCUUGCAGAUGUGUCAGCGGGCAAGAAGAAGAAUGCAUCCAUGGUUCCCUAUCGUGACUCUAUUCUCACUUGGCUGUUGAAGGAUUCAUUGGGUGGUAAUUCUAUGACAUCCAUGAUAGCAGCCAUUUCACCUGCGGAUAUCAACUUUGAGGAAACUUUGGGUACCCUGCGGUAUGCAGAUUCUGCCAAGAGAAUCAAGAACCAUGCUGUAGUGAACGAGGACCCGAACGCGCGUAUGAUCCGUGAGCUCAAGGAAGAAUUAGCUCAGCUACGCUCGAAGCUUGGAGGUGGGACUAGCGGAGCAGCAGGUGGUGCGGGAGGUGCUAUGACUGCCGAAGAAUAUUACCCUCCUGAUACGCCACUCGAAAAACAGAUGGUUUCUAUCGCACAAUCGGAUGGCUCUGUGAAAAAAGUCAGCAAGGCCGAGAUUGUGGAGCAGCUCAAUCAAAGUGAGAAGCUCUACAAGGACCUCAAUCAGACCUGGGAGGAGAAGUUGCAGAAGACAGAAGAAAUCCACAAAGAACGUGAAUCCGCCCUGGAAGAGCUUGGUAUCAACAUUGAGAAGGGUUUUAUCGGAUUGAGCACACCAAAGAAAAUGCCCCAUCUGGUCAAUCUGAGCGAUGAUCCUUUAUUGGCAGAAUGCCUAGUCUACAACAUCAAGCCAGGGGCCACGACGGUGGGACAUAUGGACCAAGGAAACAGUGUGGAAAUCCGUCUGAACGGGUCCAAAAUUCUAUCUAGACAUUGUACCUUUGAGAACGUCGAUAAUGUUGUGACGAUCGUCCCUACGGAAGGUGCCGCAGUCAUGGUCAACGGCAUGCGCAUUGACAAACCCAAGCGCCUCAAGAGUGGCUUUCGUAUCAUCCUUGGCGAUUUUCAUAUCUUUCGUUUCAACCACCCGCAAGAAGCUCGCGCUGAACGGGUGGAACAAUCAUUGUUGAGACAUUCUGUAACAACUAGCCAACUUGGAUCGCCUGCACCCAACAAAACCCAUGACCGCAAUCUGAGUAAGACAGGAUCCGAAAUCGAUGGAGACUCGAGUAGGGCGGAUUCACCGAUGCCUUCUCAGCGUGGCCGCGAGUCAGACUGGUUCCUUGCUCGGCGAGAAGCGGUCAGUGCUAUGCUGGGACCAGACCAUAUUUCGCAUAUGCCUGAUGAUGAACUGGAUGCCCUGUUUGAAGAUGUACAAAAAGCACGAGCAGUACGUCGCGGGUUGCCAGAGAAUGAGGAAGACUCCGAUUCUCUCAGUUCCUUUCCAGUGCGUGAUAAGUAUAUGUCCAAUGGCACCAUCGACAAUUUUUCCCUAGACACCGCAAUCACGAUGCCGGGAACGCCACGCCAAAUUGGCGAUGAUGAAGGUCUUAAUGGAGAUGUCUCUUUAAAUUCUGUUCGACAGGAUAUGCAGCGCCAGUUGGACCGACAAAGAGAGGACUUUCAAGAUAAGCUGAAAACCGCCGAAGCAUCUUCUAACCAAGACCCGGGAGAAAUUCGUACUGAGAAAGAGCAAAUGGAAGAUGCACUCAAGUCUGCCAAAGAUAAAUAUGAAAAGCAACUGAGACAGCAAAAAGAAGAAUUCGAAACCCAAAUGCGGGACAUGGGUAAGCCCAUACCUCAUCAUCUUUAUGAGAACGGCUUCGCCAAAUUAGACGAGCGCGAGCUUGAAAUCGCCCAAUCCGUCUUCCGCCACUGGUCACAGCGCAAUUAUGUCCGCAUGGCCGAGAAGAUUCUGCAACAUGCAUCUCUCAUCAAAGAGGCACAGAUCAUGAGCCAGAUAAUGGACAAGAAUGUGGUUUUCCAAUUUGCCAUUGUAGAUCAUGGUUACAACAUGGCUUCGUCAUAUGAUCUUGUAUUGAACGGAAUAUCUGGCGAUGAGGACAUUGUACUGGAAGAGGCUAAAAAGCCUUGCGUUGGUGUCCGGGUGAUCGACUAUAAGCAGUGUGUGAUUCAUCUUUGGUCGAUUGAGAAGCUCCAGCGUCGUGUGCAGUCCAUGCGUCAGUUGCAUCAGUAUAUCGAUCGCCCUGACUAUAUCCAGCACUUCAAACUCGAAAAUCCGUUUUCAGAACCUUGCUCGCCACAGUUUUCUCUUGUCGGAGAUGCCGAUAUCCCUCUGACGGCUGUGUUUGAGACCCGCGUCCAAGAUUUCUCCGUCGAGAUCACGUCACCAUAUACCCAGAGUGUUGUUGGAAUCAUUCGACUGUCGCUUGAACCAUCUUCUGCGGAGGCACCCUCAUCAACCUUAAAGUUCAACGUGGUCAUGCGGGAUAUGGUGGGGUUCGCUGAGUGGGAGGGGACAGAAGUUCAUGCACAGCUAUUUGUUCCUGGGAUUUCGGAGGAAGGGGGUGCUACGACGACACAGAUGAUAAGUGGCUUUGAGGAGAGCCCCGUGCGAUUUGAAAGUGUUCAUAGCAUGAGCCUUCCACUUUCCAGCCCUAGAUCGGCUGCCCUGAAAGUAUGUGUUUAUGCUCGUGUGACGUCGGUACAUCUCGAUAAGCUCUUGAGUUGGGACGAUAUGCGCGAUUCAGCGGAGGUUACACCACAGAAACGUACAACUCCUCGCAUUGCAGAAUCCGAAUUCUACUCAGAAGAACGCCAUGACGUUUUUGCCAGAAUCCAGAUUCUUGAACUUGCGGAAUCUGGUGAAUACCUUCCCGUUGAAGUGAUUCAAAGCACCAAUCUUGACGCGGGGACUUACCAGCUCCACCAGGGCUUGCAGCGUCGCGUUUCUAUUAAUAUAACCUACAGCUCUACCAAGAGCCUUCCAUGGGAUGAUAUUACCAAUGCUCGCGUCGGUUCCGUCCGAUUGUUGGAUCCCUGGGGCAAAAUCCCGGACCAGGACCUUCAAACGCCCGAUGUUCCUCUCAAGUUCGUCCAGGAGCCGAUGGUCAAAGACAAUGCUGAUGGAACCUCCAAUGUGACAAUUGUGGGCCAGUGGGACUCGAGUUUGCAUGGAUCUUUGCUUCUCGAUCGAGUCACCGCAGAUAAGUAUCGAGUUCAAGUCACGGUACGAUGGGACCUGGUUUCUUCUCGUCUGCAGACACCUGUUGUGUUCGAGGUCGAUCAAACUGUUCAGAUCCUUGGGCGUACCUACGUUCGCCAGCAAUCCAUGUUCAAACAGCUUUGGAGCUCUACUCGAGUUGUGCAUUCAACGACUCGCAUGUACUCCUUAGUCAUUCGCCCAAUCUCCGCGAAGCGUGCUGCUGAUCUGUGGCGAAUGAACACUCAAAAUGACUAUGUCAAGGGUGAGGAGCUUUUGACUACAUGGGCACCUCGGAAAGUUUCGCUCGUCAGAGAUCAUAUCGUCGCCCGCAAACGUCGAUACCGAGUGGCCGAAUUACAUGCUGCCCGAGGUGCUCUCAGUGCAGGGAGUCUCAUAGCGUCGCCUAUGCGGGGAAGUGGCAGAUCUACGCCCAUGAGGAGUCAAGACCUUAAUGAGCGGAAAACACAACUUCUGCGAAAAUACAUUGACCUCUGGUCAACCAAAAAAGACCCAACGGAAACUAUUCUGGUCCGCAGCAACACUGAACCACCUACCGAUGGCGCGCAGGCCAGGUCUAAAGACACCAAUUCCCUUUCUGAUAAGAUCUCAUUGAAACCUCGUUUCGUGGCCACCAUCCAGACUCUACCUAAGAACCCCUCAGCUCUCAAAUCUGGACACGUCCUGACACCUGAUGACACUAACAGUGUCUGGGUCCGCCGAUUUGUGGAGCUUCGCCGGCCGUAUCUUCACAUCUAUUCGGUACCCGAUGGAGAUGAAAUCAACGCGAUCAAUCUGCGGAACUCUCGUGUCGAUCAUGCACCUGACUUUGCUCGUCUUCUCGAUGGAUCCGGAGCCGGAGCCGACCGUUCGCUCUCAACUCGAGGACGGCCGAAUGUCUUCGCAGUGUACGGUACUCAAAAUACAUACCUUUUCGCCACGCGGACUGAGGCCCAGAAGGUCGAAUGGAUCCUCAAGAUCGACGAAAGUUACUUCAGCAGCAGUGGUGGUAGUGCAGUUGCAAGUGGCGAUGAGCGAUAA